Messenger RNA from Oncorhynchus gorbuscha (pink salmon), 390 nucleotides. Its product is annotated as trypsinogen-like protein 3. Gene Ontology annotation, molecular function: serine-type endopeptidase activity. The record is from RefSeq and is a predicted model, not a curated record. Lineage: Eukaryota; Metazoa; Chordata; Actinopteri; Salmoniformes; Salmonidae. The transcript is spliced from 4 exons. Gene Ontology annotation, biological process: proteolysis. The coding region runs from base 1 to 390 and encodes 129 amino acids.
AUGGUUUCUCCUUCCUCCACCCUGGCAAUGAUGAAGCUGGCAGAGCCUGCCCGGUUCACUCAGCAUGGCAUGCCCGUAGCCCUACCCACACGCUGCACUCAGCUCCACGAGAAGUGUCUGGUCAGCGGCUGGGGCUCCACCGUACCGGGACAGGGUGAGUGGACCAUAAAGCCAGGGGAGGGCUAUAUGCCUCACAACUGCCUGUCUGACCAGGGCAGUACUGUGGUGUGUGGGGGUGAGCUUCAGGGGUUGCUCUGGUCCAGUUCUUCUGACGUUGGUUUGUACACCCGCCUGUGCCUGUACCUUGACUGGAUCAGUGACAUCAUGAACACCCCUGAUCCUACACAUGAACCUGCGUGGACCACCCCAGCAGCAGCUACAACAUGGUGA